Messenger RNA from Rotaria sp. Silwood1, 2034 nucleotides. The record is from the annotation of a GenBank genome assembly. Lineage: Eukaryota; Metazoa; Rotifera; Eurotatoria; Philodinida; Philodinidae.
AUGUCGUUAGAAUCUGUAAGCAAAACUGAUCAUCAUCAUCUUCAACAUAAGAAUAUUCAUUAUGGAAAGCCAUAUUUUGCUGUGUUGCUGGCUGCUUUUUCUUCAUUGGGCGGGUGGUUUUUUGGCUAUGAUCAAGGCGUUACUGGUGGUAUAGUUAUCAUGAAUUCAUUUAAAAAUGACUUUUGUGUUGGAGUGUAUGCCAAUACAAGUGGGUGUGAUCUUUCAAUAGCUGCUUUGCCUCCUGAUUACAGACAAUUUUUAGUACUUUUUACGUUAAUGUAUAAUCUCGGAUGUUUUAUUGGUGCUCUGUUCAUUUCUUCAUUUGUAGCCGAAAAAUUCGGACGUCGAGCAAUUAUUUUCACUUCAGCAGUUCUAUUUAUAAUUGGUACUUCAAUGGUUAUUUUACCACCGGGAGGUUCAAAAACGAUAAUGAUUUUCAUACUGAUUGGACGGAUUGUCGAAGGUACAGGCGUUGGUUGUGCUUCAUUUUCCUGUCCACUAUACGCUUCAGAAAUAGCUCCCACAAAGCUACGUGGUAUGCUUUCCGGCUUUAUGACAAUGGGUAUAGUAACUGGUUUGUUUGCUGCCAAUGUGGUCAAUUUCUUUUUUCAAAAUCAUAAAUGGGGCUGGCGAUUGUCAAAUGGUAUUAUUUUAAUUGCACCAGCUAUCAUUAUGGUGGGCAUAUUUUUCUGUCCUGAAACUCCUCGAUGGUUAUUCAAGAAAAAAGGUCGAGCAUCGGCAGAGAAAAGUUUAAAACGCAUUCGUAAAAUAUACGAUGUAACUGCUGAGUUAAACGCUAUUGCCGAUGCUGUACGAGAAGAAGGCAAUGAACUUUCAAUCAAAGAACUCUUUACAACAAAGAAAAUGCUGGAAAGACUUGGUAUAGGUAUGGGCAUACAUGUUUUUCUGCAAACAUCAGGUAUUAGUCCUAUAUUUGCAUUUGGUGGUAUUAUUUUCGAAAGCGUUCUUGGAUCAGGUAUCAUAUCAUUGUUGAUUUUGUCUGGUGCAAACAUGCUUAGUACUAUUCCAGCCUUAUUCUUGUUCGAUAGAAUCGGACGUCGAAAUCUUCUUAUAUUUUGUGGCUUAGCGGUGAAACCGACAGAUACAACAACAACAACUUUGUCGUCAACAACAAUAACAACAACAGAAGCGGUUUUAUCAACGACAGAAGCACCAUCAAGCUGUUUGGAUUCAAAUUUAAUUACAUUUGAAAAUGCAUCAACGUAUUCUAAGAUUCCAAACGAUUAUUAUGGUUUAAAAUGGACGAAUGCUUAUGUACUUGAUACACAAAUGUAUCCACAAUGGUCUGAAAGUGGCUUUUAUUCGGCUGUAAAAUCAGGCACAUGGGUGGCAUUUAAUAUGAAUGGUGAACGAAUGACAAUUCAUAUAGAUCCAACAAAUAAAUUUAGUAUUAAAUCAUUUGUUGUCUCAUCUGCAUGGAAGGAUAAUCUCACACUAUCAAUGAUUUCACAACGUGCAUCCACAUAUUAUAAGGAAGCAUCAUUUAAAAUAGAGAAAAAUCAUUCAACUACGAUUGAAUUAAACUGGUUUGAUAUUGACACAAUUACAUUUUAUGCAUCAAUUGAUAAUAGUGGGAAUGGAGAGGUUUUUGUUAUCGAUGAUUUAUGUUUACAUUUAAAUACAAAUUUAACACCAACACUAACAUCAACAUCAACAUCAACAUCAACAUCAGCUCCAGCAAUAUAUCCAUGUUCAUUAAAUGAAGUAUUAUAUCAAAAUCAUUGUUAUUAUUUGGACGGUAUAGGAGGACAAUGCUCGGAUGGUUAUAGUCUUGGAUCAGAAACAAUUUUAUCUCGUAUAGCUGAUUUAUUUAUUGGUUUAAAUUAUAAAACAACAAUUUCGGAUAACUGUUGUGUUGUAACAUCGGAGAAAUACUCAAAUUAUGGAAUUGCUAAAUUACAUCAAUGUAAUAAGCAAGGACCAUUUAGAAUUGUACCAGUUCUCAAUGGUGGUGGAUGCAGAAACUUUACAAACAAACAUUCAAAACAAUUAACAUUUUGUGUUAGCAAUUGA